Messenger RNA from Hyaloscypha bicolor E, 726 nucleotides. Its product is annotated as HET-domain-containing protein. The annotation marks the transcript as partial. The transcript has 3 exons. The record is from RefSeq and is a predicted model, not a curated record. Lineage: Eukaryota; Fungi; Ascomycota; Leotiomycetes; Helotiales; Hyaloscyphaceae.
AUGCGCUUGCUCGACACAACAACGCUCAAGCUCCACGAGUUCUUCGGGAGCGAGAUCCCGUACUAUGCUAUUCUUUCUCAUCGGUGGGGCGCCGAUGAAGUCACGUUCCAGGACUUGCAGCAGGGUCGAGGCCCGACGAUGGCGGGAUGGGCGAAGAUUGUAGGCUGUAGCGCCCAGGCUCGAAAGGAAGGCUGGGAAUACGCCUGGAUCGACUCAUGCUGCAUUGACAAAUCAAGCAGCGCAGAGCUUUCGGAGGCGAUUAACUCUAUGUUUCAAUGGUACAGGAAUUCUCAAGUUUGCUAUGCCUACCUCGUUGAUGUUCCUACCGAAGAAGAGGACCACUGGGGAGAGGGCUCGGCGUUUCGGAUGAGUGAAUGGUUUACCAGGGGGUGGACUCUCCAGGAGCUUCUUGCACCGGACGCGGUAUUCUUCUUCAACCGAGGUUGGGCCGAAAUCGGAACGAGGCGUACCUUUAGCAAGCUAAUAGCUUCUAUUACUAGCAUCCAUGAGCACUUUUUAGAAGGAGGGUUCAAGGCGGCAAGUGUAGCCCAGAAAUUCUCAUGGGCCUCAAAAAGGCGGACACUGAGGGUCGAGGACACAGCCUAUUGUCUAAUGGGUCUUUUCCGGGUACAUAUGCCUCUCAUAUACGGCGAGGGUAACGAUGCAUUUACUCGGCUCCAACUUGAAAUCAUGAAGAUUUCCGAUGACGACUCCCUCUUUGCUUGG